Cyanidioschyzon merolae strain 10D is the source of this 1653-nucleotide messenger RNA. RefSeq lists its product as hypothetical. Gene Ontology annotation, molecular function: alpha-(1->6)-fucosyltransferase activity. The record is from RefSeq and is a predicted model, not a curated record. The coding region runs from base 1 to 1653 and encodes 550 amino acids. The transcript has a single exon. Gene Ontology annotation, biological process: protein N-linked glycosylation. Lineage: Eukaryota; Rhodophyta; Bangiophyceae; Cyanidiales; Cyanidiaceae.
AUGCCGCUCGAGUCGUCGACAAAAGGCGCCCGCAGGUGCGCCGCGUCAAUCCGGCAGGGCACUGCUCAGCUGCAGCUCACAUUUUCUCUUCAACGUUGCUGUUUCUCGACGGCUGCUGCUGGGCGGGUGCGGAUGCUCGCGUCCAGAGCUUUUCAUAGCAUAUCUCCGGAAGAAGGAAAAAGUCCUCGCUCUCGUGGACUGCGACGUGCAUCCUCUUGGAACCGGCGGGGUGUACUGUGGCUCGUUGCGAUCGCUUUUUUUGGAACAGGAUUUCUUCUGGGUCUGCUGUGUGCGCCGAGCGUGUCACCGUUUCGGCGUUUCGGGGCGGAAAGCGUCGAUUCAAGUACAGACGCGGUGGACCAAGAGAGAGCGCACGUCCAGGGUCGUCGAGACCUAUCGGAGGCAGGCACGUCCGGGCGCUCUGCUGUGGAGGUUGUUGCGGCGGCGCUGCUGGCAACCCAGAACCCGACAGACUGCGCCAAGGCCCGAUACCUGAUUGUAGACGAGUUUUCCGAUCAGCAUGGACUUGGUUUCAGUCUGAUCACGGUGUUCAAGUUCCUUUAUGUUGCGCAUGUCGAACGGCGCGUUCUGCUGCUCCUGCCGUCAUUCACGUCUUACCCGUGGCGUUGGUGUCAUUGGCCGCCUGCAUCGUACGGUUGCUAUUUCGAGGACGUCACGUACUGCGCAACGCGGAUGCAGUUCGACCAGGCGCUCCGCGACCGCGUCAUUCCACGGAACUGGAGCGCGAUCCCCGACUGGAAGGGCAUCGAAUCCAUCGAUGAACGGGUGGUGAUUUUCCGACAAAAAUAUCUCUCGCGUGCCCGGAUCGAAAGUCGCGCAAUCUACCAGGCCUGGAGCAUGUUCGAGCACGCCUUUGGCAGCGGACUCAAGAAAUACGGGCGAUUCUUCUACUACGCUGUUGCGCAGCGCGUGCUGCUGCAACCCAAGGUUUGGUUGGAGCACGCUGCGCUUACCCAACGCGAGCGCUGGAGUCUAGAGCAGAACAACCCGCUCGUGGUCGUGCAUGCUCGACACGGAAGCAAACACAUCGAGCAAAAGCAUAUCCCGGUUUCGGAGUUGGCUGCGAGCGCGCUUGCUUUUUGUGAGUGCCUCGGCGUGCGCGACAUUUUACUGAUCACCGAGACCGAGCGCGUCAUUGUCGACUUCAAACGAGCCGUGCAGCAUGCACCAGUGCGCGUCCUCUACACAGAGUAUUGGCGCCCAGAAGGCGAUGUCUGGAACAAGAAUCUGGUGGGUCAGCUCAAGCUGAAACCCGUGAACGAUUCCGUGAUCGACGUCAUCGCGUACCAUUCGAUUCUGAAUCUGCUGUUGGCUCGGACAGGCGUGGCUUUUGUGGGCACCAUCCAGUCUGCCUUUUUGAAGUUGCUAGUGAGCACCGCAUAUGCGCACCAGAAAGCACCAGUCAGUAUCCAUAGCUUGCGCGCUGGAUGGCGAAUCAGGGACGGGUACCCUGCAGCGGAUGCCAAGUACUGGAGUUUCGACCCGUGCCGCUUACCACAUCCAUGUGAACACGUGGCGCUACCCUGCUCCAAAAACGGGAAGGGAUUUCCAAGGCGAAGCAUGAGUCAAGCAACCGACUUUUCGACGCGACCGGCCGAUAUCGACCACGAGCCGUCGCAGCUGCACGAAUGA